GAAUGGCCCUGGCCUUGUCGGGUGGAAGGUGAAGAGUUAAUGGCUCCGCGCGCAGGCACUGCCCUCUGAACUGGAACAAAAAGCAACUUCCGGUUGGAGUCACUCGGCCAGGCGCCGGCGACCUGAGGGGAGAGGGAGCGCAGCUGAAACCGUGAACUCUGAGAUGCUUUUGACAAGUUAUAAUCAGGGAGAGAUGGUAGUAAAGGAAGUGAAGAAGCAACGUGAAAUUGAAGGAAAAGAAAAUGACCUGCCUCCUUACCGCGGUUGGAAUACACACCCAAACGAGAGACCUGUCAUUUACUCCAUCCUUUAUAGUGAUGCUACAGGACGAAGAGGAAUGGAUAAAAACAUUGGCGAGCAACUCAAUAAAGCAUAUGAAGCCUUCCGGCAGGCAUGCAUGGAUAGAGAUUCUGCAGUAAAAGAAUUACAGCAAAAGACUGAGAACUAUGAGCAGAGAAUACGUGAACAACAGGAACAGCUGUCACUUCAACAAACUAUUAUUGACAAGCUAAAAUCUCAGUUACUUCUUGUGAAUUCCACUCAAGAUAACAGUUAUGGCUGUGUUCCUCUGCUUGAAGACAGUGAAACAAGAAAGAAUAAUUUGACUGUUGAUCAGCCACAUGAUAAAGUGAUUUCAGGAAUAGCAAGAGAAAAACUACCAAAGGUAAGAAGACAAGAGGUUUCUUCUCCUAGAAAAGAAACUUCAGCAAGGAGUCUUGGCAGUCCUUUGCUCCAUGAAAGGGGUAAUAUAGAGAAGACUUUCUGGGAUCUGAAAGAAGAAUUUCAUAGAAUAUGCAUGCUAGCAAAAGCACAGAAAGACCACUUAAGCAAACUUAAUAUACCAGACACAGCAACUGAAACACAGUGCUCUGUGCCUAUACAGUGUACGGAUAAAACAGAUAAACAAGAAGCGCUGUUUAAGCCUCAGGCUAAAGAUGAUAUAAAUAGAGGUGCACCAUCCAUCACAUCUGUCACACCAAGAGGACUGUGCAGAGAUGAAGAAGACACCUCUUUUGAAUCACUUUCUAAAUUCAAUGUCAAGUUUCCACCUAUGGACAAUGACUCAACUUUCUUACAUAGCACUCCAGAGAGACCCGGCAUCCUUAGUCCUGCCACGUCUGAGGCAAUGUGCCAAGAGAAAUUUAAUAUGGAGUUCAGAGACAACCCAGGGAACUUUGUUAAAACAGAAGAAACUUUAUUUGAAAUUCAGGGAAUUGACCCCAUAGCUUCAGCUAUACAAAACCUUAAAACAACUGACAAAACAAAGCCCUCAAAUCUUGUAAACACUUGUAUCAGGACAACUCUGGAUAGAGCUGCGUGUUUGCCACCUGGAGACCAUAAUGCAUUAUAUGUAAAUACUUUCCCACUUCUGGACCCAUCUGAUGCACCUUUUCCCUCACUCGAUUCCCCGGGAAAAGCUGUCCGAGGACCACAGCAGCCCAUUUGGAAGCCCUUUCCUAAUCAAGACAGUGACUCGGUGGUACUAAGUGGCACAGACUCAGAACUGCAUAUACCUCGAGUAUGUGAAUUCUGUCAAGCAGUUUUCCCACCAUCCAUUACAUCCAGGGGGGAUUUCCUUCGGCAUCUUAAUUCACACUUCAAUGGAGAGACUUAAGACACAUUUGAAAACAGACAUAUCAAGUUCUAUGUGGUGAUUUUGGGUUUUUAAUACUAUAAAUACUUGAUUGUAAACUAAAUUCAAGAUCAUUUAUAGGAAAAUCUAGUUUCACAGCUAUUUGAAUUUUUUUCUGGAUUUACUGUAUAACUCUUACUUUUUAAAAGAUCAUUCUGUUCUUUCAAGGAGAAAUAAGCCUAAAAGAAGAAAAACAAAAAUUCUGUAUAAAACUAAUCCUUUGUAUUCAUGUUUACAGUGCUAUUACUGUAAUUCAAAAUUAUGUAUGUGACUUACAGAGUUAUAUAAUCAUAAUUUAUGUUUAUUUCAAAUAUCUAAGUUUAUUGCUUGGAUUUCUAGUGAGAGCUGUUGAAUUUGGUGAUGUCAAAUGUUUCUAGGGUUUUUUUUAGUUUUUUAUUGAAAAAUUUAAUUAUUUAUGCUAUAGGUGAUAUUCUCUUUAAAUAAACCUAUAAUAGAAAAUAGCAGACAACAUAAACAUCUUUGUAAAUAUCAAACCUAAUACAUUUCUUGUCCAGUGAUAAAACAACUGGUAGAAUUAAACACUUUAGAUUUUUAAAUAAUAUACAUGGCUUUAAUUUUUACUAUGUGUAUAGCUACAUGAUGAAAUUAAUUAAAUAUUAAGAGGUA
Molecule: messenger RNA, 2260 nt
Organism: Pongo pygmaeus (Bornean orangutan)
Lineage: Eukaryota; Metazoa; Chordata; Mammalia; Primates; Hominidae
Gene: TANK
Product: TRAF family member associated NFKB activator
Exons: 9
Coding region: 164-1615 (483 amino acids)
Biological process (GO): negative regulation of canonical NF-kappaB signal transduction
Source: RefSeq, a predicted model, not a curated record